Messenger RNA from Bombina bombina (fire-bellied toad), 540 nucleotides. Its product is annotated as NADH dehydrogenase [ubiquinone] 1 beta subcomplex subunit 3. Gene Ontology annotation, cellular component: mitochondrion. Lineage: Eukaryota; Metazoa; Chordata; Amphibia; Anura; Bombinatoridae. Gene Ontology annotation, biological process: electron transport chain; mitochondrial respiratory chain complex I assembly. The coding region runs from base 159 to 452 and encodes 97 amino acids. The record is from RefSeq and is a predicted model, not a curated record. The transcript is spliced from 3 exons.
UUUUACAUAUUGGGGCAGGCUUUAAAAUUUCGUUUCAAUAAACUUUAUUCAUAUAUUGUGAACAUUGCAAUUUUUCAGCAAGGUUACCCUGACUUCAUUCACAGUAAUUUUCCGCUUCCGGUAGAGGUACCCCCUGAAGGAGGUUAAAGACUGUAGGUAUGGGCCACGGACAUGAGCACCACGGACAGGGGAAGCUCCAUCUGCCAGAUUAUCGACAGUGGAACAUAGAAGGAACGCCAAUGGAGGAUGUACAGAAAAGACUCGCAAAGCACGGUCUGCGGGAUCCAUGGGCAAGGAACGAGGCCUGGAGGUUCAUGGGAGGCUACGCUAAGCCAGCUACCUUUAAAGAUGUCAUGCUUAGAGGUUUUAAAUGGGGCUUUGCUGCUUUCGUGGUAGCACUGGGAGUGGAGUAUGCAUUAUUUCCUCCAAAGAAAUCUGAAGGUCACCAUUAGAUAAAAUAGAAAGCUCUGAUUCCCACACUUGCUGCUCUGAGAGAGAAUUAUAGUUUGAAAAUUGUAAUAAAAUGUCUUGACACCUAAA